AUGAGUGUCACUGUUCUUGCAUCUACUCCUGCCCUUCCCCCGGUUGGCAGAAAGACCUCCAUGUGGGGAAAGAUGUUCGGCAACUACAAGCUGGGCAGCGAGGUUGUUCCUAUGGAGGACUCUGGCAUGCUCAGCCCCAGCUUGCCUGUUGAGAAGACCAGAAUGGUCUCGGUCUCCACCGGUAUUGAACAGAAGAGCACCAUCUACAACCGCAAGGCAUCAACCAUGUCCACCAUGGCCAAGGACUCUCGCACUGUCUCUGAAAGCUCAUCAUCCAAGAACCGCGCAUUCAGCAUCUCCAGCCGCCGCUCUUCCAAGAACAGCAUCAGAAGCUGGUUCAGAAGCGCCAACCCUGACACUGAUGCCAACGUUCCGGCCAUGCCUACUAUGGACCGCAAGUUCUCUCAAUUCUCCAUGUUCAGCAGCCACAACCCCGACUCCGAGUCGAGCUCUCCCGCUGCUUCUCCCACUGCUUCUCGCCGUCCCAGCUAUGUUCCUCGCAACGCUGCCUCAAGCUUCCUCCGCACCACUACUCCUCUCAGCACCGAUGAGAAGGCUGAGGUCAGCCGCAGAGCAAGUGUCGCCGAGCAGCUUCCUACUCCCAACCUUGCUUUGAAGGCCAGAUCUGUUUCAUCUCCUGUUAGAGCCAACAAGCCCGCUCCUCUUCUCUUCACCUCCGCUCCUGCCGAACACGGUCUCCACAGCAUGGAGGGCGCUUGCGACAUCGACGACUCUGACCUUGUCUCUCCUCGCGGUACCACUUUCUCGGUUGCAUCUGCUCCUCACUCACCAGCCGACACGAUCAUGGAAGAUCCCAUCGAGCAUCAAGUCGACUCAGCAAAAGCCAGUCCUGAGCUCAACCCUACGAAGAACGAAUCCACAGUCAACGUUGUCGAGUUGACAUGUUGA
Messenger RNA from Aureobasidium namibiae CBS 147.97, 909 nucleotides. RefSeq lists its product as uncharacterized. The record is from RefSeq and is a predicted model, not a curated record. The transcript has a single exon. Lineage: Eukaryota; Fungi; Ascomycota; Dothideomycetes; Dothideales; Saccotheciaceae. Bases 1 to 909 code for a protein of 302 amino acids.